Messenger RNA from Gorilla gorilla gorilla (western lowland gorilla), 4343 nucleotides. Its product is annotated as ATP-binding cassette sub-family A member 17-like. The record is from RefSeq and is a predicted model, not a curated record. Gene Ontology annotation, cellular component: membrane; intracellular membrane-bounded organelle. Gene Ontology annotation, molecular function: ABC-type transporter activity; lipid carrier activity. NCBI's taxonomy places the organism in Eukaryota, Metazoa, Chordata, Mammalia, Primates, Hominidae. Gene Ontology annotation, biological process: lipid transport; transmembrane transport.
CGUGCGUUUCACAGCAGUGGAAGUCUUCACACCCGGAAAUUCGACUUUGGCCGUUUCUCCAUUUCUCCUUACGCACUGUCUUUCCUUGGGCCCUCGUCACUCCUGGCACCGGGGGAAGGGCUUCCCCGACUCUGGCCGGGCGCUGGGGCGCGACCGAAGGCGAGGCGGCGGCGAGGAACCUUCUGGAAUUCGGCCGUCGGGGCAGACGUCGAGUUUACAGGAGAAGGCGCGGUGUCCCGGGAUGAGCGGAGUCGCCCUCAGUUAAGGAGAGAGGGAGGCCUCGGGGGUCCCCAGCCGGUUUUAGGCUAUGCUUCAGUGUCUUUGUUUGAACGUUAUAUAAUUGAUGAUCCCAAAGCUUUCUACAUAUUGGCAGGAAUUGUUUUUGACCACAGCGUCAAUGACAGCAAUGGAUCUUUGCCACUUGCGGUUAAGUAUCAAUUGCGCUUCAGUUACUUUCAGAAGAAUUUUAUACCGGGGAAGAAUAUAUUUUUUCAAGAUGACAUAGAAGGCUGGUGCACAUCCUUUCUUUACCCUCCCAAUCCACGCCAAGAACCCCAGGAAUUUCCAUUUGCUGAUGGGGGAAGUCCUGGAUACAACAAAGAAGGCUUCCUGGCCAUACAGUAUGCUGUGGAUAAAGCCAUCAUGUGGUACCAUGCUCAGAAUGCAAUGACCAACAUGUUUGAGAAUCUCAAUAUACUUGUGAAGAGAUUCCCAUAUGGACCCUAUAUCGAGGACAGGUUCUUCCUAGCCCUUCAGAAUGAGUUUUCUGUGUUCUUCGUACUCAGCUUCAUGUGCAUUGAGCUCAUCAUCAUUAGUUCCAUUGUACUGGAGAAAGAGAAAAGACUGAAGGAUUACAUGUGCGUGAUGGGACUGGAAAGCUGGUUACACUGGGUUGCUUGGUUCAUCACGUUCUUCAUUUCUGUCUUCAUUGCUGUUUCUUUCAUGACCAUUCUCUUCCGCACAGAGGUGAAAAAUGUGGCAAUGCUUAAGAACAGUGACCCUAGUCUGAUAUUUGUUUUUCUAAUGUGUUUUGCCAUUGCCACAAUUUUCUUUGCAUUCAUGAUCAGCACAUUCUUCCAAAGAGUUUCCCACAUCCGCCUCCAUAGCCCUGAUGCUCCUCAUACAUGGCUGAUGCUCUCUCCACUGAAGGCAUUUGAGGAGCAGCAAAAUAGUGAAGCUGUGUCAGAGGUGCCUUUGGCCACCCCUCUGCUGAAGGGCCUGUCACGUCAGAAGUGCCCUGAAGAAGUCAAGCAGAUGCUGCACAUCAUUGGCCUGGAGGACAAGUGGAACUCACGGAGCCGCUUCCUGAGCGGGGGCACGAGGCGCAAGCUCUCCAUCGGCAUCGCCCUCAUCGCAGGCUCCAAGGUGCGGCGGUUUGAAUCUCUAUUUACUGACUUGGAACUGAGGCAGGGAGAGCUGGGCAUCUCCAGCUUUGGGGCCUCUGUCAUGACCAUGGAGGAUGUCUUCAUAAGGGUUUGUAUGUUGGCAGAUGCCAGUACAGCUGUCCCAAACAUCAAACAUCCCUCUAUCCAUCCCCAGCUGCUUAGCAGAAUUCCUGUUGACAGAAUUAAACAUCUUCAUUCGAGGACCUUCUCAGUAUGGACUGGGCUGCCAAUCACACCAGACACUGGGUUCAGUCUUCUCUGCCAACAAUUUUAUGCCAUGCUCCUGAAAAAGGUCACAUAUUCUUAACACAACUGGAUGUUGAUGUUAUCAGUACAGAUCCUGGUCCCUCUGGUGAUCAUCAUGUUAAGCCUCACGUUCUUCAGCUUCAAAGAAAGAAGCAUAGAAAAUGUCCCAUUGGAGCUGACUCUGAAAACAUAUGGUCAGACCAUUGUUCCUUUCUUUAUUUCUCAGAAUUCCAGGCUGGAUCCUCAACUUUCAGAACGCUUUGCAAAUAUGCUUAUGGUUGAGGGACAGAUUCCUCUGGAGGUCCUAGGUUCUGUAGAUGAGUUCCUCUUGAAAAAGGCAAAAGAGGAGCCUGAGGACUUUGACAAGCUCUACUUAGUGGCAGCUUCCUUUGAAGAUGUGGGAAAUCACACCAUAGUGACAGCGCUGUUCAGCAACCAGGCAUACCAUUCUUCUGCUCUGGCUCUGGCGCUACUGGACAAUUUUCUCUUGAAGUUGCUUUCUGGUGCCAGGGCUUCCAUUACCGUAGCCAACCACCCUCAACCUCAGUCAGCCAUGGAGGAUUCAGAGAAUUUCCUGUAUCAGGAACCUAAAGGACAUUACCGUGUUAUCAACUUGCUUUUUGGAUUAGCUUUCCUGUCUAGCUCUUUUUCCAUGUUGACAGUCAGAGAGAGGCGCGUUAAGGCCAAGCUUGUCCAGUUUAUCAAUGGAGUUUAUGUGGCCACUUUCUGGCUCUCCACUCUGCUACGGGACCUCAUCUCCUUCCUCAUCCCCCGUCUGCUGCUGGUGGUGGUGUUUUUAUACUAUGGUGAAGAAGCUUUUACACACAAUGAAAAUGUCCUGACCGUUAUCCUGAUGUUAAUGCUCUAUGGCGUGGCUAUCAUCCCCUUCAUCUACUUGGUCAGCUUCUCUUUCACUAACGCUGGCAACGCCUGUGUCAAGCUGACCAUCAUGCUCACCUUCCUCAGCAUCUGCCCCAUCAGCCUUGUCUCAGUCACAGGUGAACCAGCUGAGGACUACACAGCACACAGCACAUAUAGCUUUGAUUUUCCCUCCAGCAGCCUCCAAAGUUGUACCCAGGAAAGUCCGUGUCUACUAAAAACCUGUGAGGGAGUGUCCACAGCAGCUGUUGUAUGGCGGUGGAUUGGUUACUGUCCUCAGUUUGAUGCUCUGCUGAACUUCAUGACAGGCCAUGAGAUGCUGGUCAUGUAUGCCCAGAUCGGGGGCAUCCCAGAGCACCCCAUCAGUGCUUGUGUGGACCAGAUUCUUGAGGAUUUGGUCAUGUACAUGUACGCCGACAAGCUGGUCAAGACCUACAGCAUGGAGGAGUGUGAGGCCCUGUGCAGCCGGCUGGCCAUCAUGGUGCAGGGGCAGUUCAAGUGCCUGGGCAGUCCCCAGCACCUCAAGAGCAAGUUCAGCAGUGGCUACUCCCUGCGGGCCAAGGUGAAGAGUGAAGGGCAGCAGGAGGUGCUGGAGGAGUUCAAGGCCUUCGUGGACCUGACCUUUCCAGGCAGCGUCCUUGAAGACAAGCACCAAGGCAUGGUCCAUUACCACCUGCUGGGCUGUGACCUCAGCUGGGCGAAGGUGUUUGGCACUCUGGAGCAAGCCAAGAAGAAGUACAUGCUGGAUGACUACUCAGUCAGUCAGGUCACCAUGGAGGACGUCUUCCUGAGCUUCGCCUGCCCUGUGCCCCUGGUCCAAAGUGAAGACCAAUGAGAGCAAGCAGAGCAGGCGGGCUCCUCGUCGUGCUCGCUGCCUCCUUCCCUGCCUCCCUCUCGGCUUUCCUCUCAGUCUCCCUCCCUGCCUCCGUCUCAGCUUUUCUCUCCGCCUCCCUCCCUGCCUCCCUCAGAGCCUGUCGUGCUGUAAUAAGGACAGACCAGUGCCAGGUUGGCCCAGGUGUGCAUGGCCUGCCCUGGGUUUCCAGGGGUUACAGAGGCAGCUCUCGGCCCAGCUAGCUCAGCACAGGGCUGUCCCCCUAACUGCAGUGCAUGGAGCAGAGUGGGGCCCACUGGAGAACUUAAGAGGCCCGCUGGAGAACCCAGGUGCGUUUCCUUAGAAAGGGAUGCCCAAGUCCCACCUGAGUAGCCUGUGGUCUUAUUGAGACCUGGCUGUGGAAGCAGCCUCAGAACAUCUUGCAUGUCCUUUCCAAGGGCGGUGGCCAGGGGGUGACCACAGUACUAACCAUGACCCGACCGGGUACCAGCUCUGUGGUUGGUCACCUGCAGGCAUUGCGUCAUUUGAUCACACCACCCUCAGGCCCGGCCUCAAGGGGUCUGUCCUGGUCAUCCCCUUGCUCAUGGGCAAGAAGUCUGCACGGCAGAGGGAAAUGCUCACCCAAAGCUUGCGCUCUUCCUUCUCUAGAAUCCCCUGCCCAGAUGGUUUGUCCAUCCAGUGCACUCCCUCCCAGGGCAGGCCAUGCUGCCCAACGCACCCUGAGAUGCGAGAUGCAGCAAAGCAGUGGCUCUGCAGAACUGCGGGUAGAGUUUGGAUGGGUGCGUGGAGGUUUCCACACAUGUGUGCAGAUCCCUUGGAAAGCAGGAUAGAGCCAGAAACAGAGAGGAGGGUGCCCGUAGGCCGGUGGGGGCUGGCUCCCAUGGUCACAUGCAAGAGUGAAGCUUCAUGGAGACCAUGAUUCGAAACUCACACCUGGCCUCACAGGUGGUAAUGUCACUGUUCUUCUGAAGGAAGGAGGAAAUAAAUAUUGACAAGUUUGC